This is a messenger RNA of Paramuricea clavata, 4213 nucleotides long. The record is from the annotation of a GenBank genome assembly. Lineage: Eukaryota; Metazoa; Cnidaria; Anthozoa; Malacalcyonacea; Plexauridae.
UUACCUGAUGUUAGAAAUCAAUUUUCCUUUAAGAUGUUUGAACAAGAUGGCUCAGUCAUGAUAUUUUGGCAUUCAGUGUCACAACCACAAGAAAAUAAAUGUAGGUGAAUGCGCAGUUCUACUCGCUGAGCUUAUAGUCAUGCAGCUUCUAUAAUUUUGUAUACAGCACACUAAUCAUUAAUUAAUAUUAAAAUCAUUCUAUGUUUUUGCAGCAUUUUCCUAUUUUGCAAGAGGGAUUUGCUCUACUUUAAAUAGAUUUAUAUGUGUUGGUAAGACUUUCUAGUAUGAUAUAGUUAUUAAUAAUAAAGUUGAAAUAAAUAUUUGAAAAAUGUGAUUUAGUAAUUGAUAGCACAUUAAUGCAUCAUUGCAGUACGGUACAUAUUAUUUAUUUAUUCAACUUUGCACGAAUGACAUGCAUACAAUACAAAUACAAAAUUAUAUAAGUGACGAAUGGCGGGGACACCACAACAGUUAAAAUCAAUUAAUUACUGCGGGCCCUUAUUAGGUUGUGGUAGAGUGCAACAUAUGGUGGUCAGCUUUAAUAGGAAAAACAGUUAUAUUAACAAAAUUGUUCACUUCGGUACGAAGACCACUAGGCCAGGCUAUCAACCGGAUAAGUGAUUUUUUCAAGCUUUCUGAAAUUGUUGGUUGAUUGGUAUAACCCAGAUUAAACUGUAGUAUUUAAUAUAAAUUAAAGGGUUUUUUUAUUGACUGUGAGGUUUGUGUCCACAGUUUUAUAGCUUUUCAAGCAUUUUUUGUGUAAUGGUUGAAAAAAUCACUAUCUGGUGGAUAGCACUAUUCAGCCUUCUACCUUUGUACUCGGGAGAAAGGAGGGACCGCUGACAACACAUCAAGAAACGAAAUAUGCCCACUUUUCACUCUUGUCAAGUUGGCUCUGCCUUUGCAUAAACAUUACUUAUAUCCAAUUAAUCUGUUAAUGUUCGUUAUUUAUAAAAUCAACAUUCAGUCUGGAAAUUAUUUAUAGCAGAAUUACUACGUAUCAGAUUUGAUUGACAGGCGUAUCAAUUUCGACCAAUGGGGAUUUUGCGUUGUGUGGGCAACGCGUAUUUCAUUUCUUGAUGUAUUGUCGGCAGUCCCUCCUUUCCUUUCGCAUGCCCGGAAAUCUAAACCCGCGGAAAGGAGGGACCGCUCGCAGUCUAGUCCAGGAUGGUAAAACUGGCAAACCAAAAAUAGUGUGGAGACGUAUGUGCUGAUCAAACUAUGUUGUUUUAUUCAUUUUAUAUUCCAUUCAGUGAUGAAUCUGUCGAUCAUACUAUAGUCAGUUUUCCAUCUCUAAUGUCUUUGAUGGACUGUAAUGUAUGACAAGAGCAUGCAAUGAGCAUCAUGUAAAAAAUAUAGGAAGUGUGAUUUAGGUUGCGGGCAUGAGCAAAGGCAAUGUAACACAAUAGGUUGCCGAACCAAUCAAAUUCAUUCACAGUUCGAAUCAUCAUUAUACCAUCAUCAUCUGCGUAACAUGGGCUUAACACGACAAGACAGCAUUUCCUUCACGUGUCAACAUUUACAGCAAUUAAAACAUACCAUUACAACAUCUUCAUUCUUCAGGAACGUGUACAGGUUCAAUUUUGGUGUUUGAUGUGCCACCUCAAGGUACAGCUGUUAAACUACACGAGACUUUAGACCAUCAUAAAGUUGGAAUCACAGACUUAGCAAGCGUUUUGGACAAAAUGGUCUCGGCUGAUGAAGAUGGUAAUAUUACUGUAUGGCAAUGUGACGAGACGUCGAGGCAAAUUGCAGAAAUACGUGGCUCGGGGUAAGCUUAGGCCAUCAACAUUCAUCAACAUUGACAACAUAUAUAUAACGCCGGUUGGCGAGAAUCAUGGAAAAGCCAUAUUUUUACUACUAACUACAAAGCUGUAGAUUUUAGUACUGUACUACUGAUACAAGCUAGAUCAGUUCGUUUGUGCUUGCAGGCAGUGUCAGGAAGGGAGUUCAAGCCCCAGUGUGCCUGAAGGAGAGGGGGUAAAAACCCCCUUCCCCCUACUGUGUGCUGUGCUCCUGUCGGUAACCAUAAUAUGAUGCGAUUGUUGUAGUAGUAUUUGUAGUCUUACCUGUAGUCAGAUCUAUCUAUUAUAAUUGUACUGUAUACGCUGGUUUUUAUUUCAGAACACCGUGCAUGAGUCUCGCUUUAUGGAAUGGUUUUAUUACCGCGGCCUAUAGUUCUGGACAUAUUCGCAUAUUUGACUUGGCUCUAGGAAUUCUCAAAACAGAGAUAUGUGCUCAUUCAAGAUGCGUCAAUUCCCUAGACAUCGCUUCAGAAACUGGUCUGGUGAGUUCGCUGAACUAAAUUUCCAACAAAACCAUUUAUAACAAAUGAAUAUACUAUUACUGUAAACCUAAUCAGCUGUUCCUAAUCGAGUGCCUCAACUUCCAGAUAAGAUGAAAAUUUGAGUAGAAACCCUUCGUUUUUAAAUCGUUAGUUUGUAUGUUUCUUGCAGCUACUAUCAGUUGGUGAAGAUUCGUUCGUUCGAGUGUGGGUGUUACCUAAAGAUUCUGCUAACAAGGUGGUAGUUAAAAAUCCAACACAGUAUUUUCAGCAUAAGGCGUAAAAAAAAUACCUGUGGUUCCGGUUCCCGACCGACCCUAUUUUUUUCUGCCGACCCUAUUAUUUUUUCAACGCGAUUGACCGUGCGACCCUAUUUUUUCCGGGUGGUUGCGGGCUGCUAAUACAGCGUGCCAAAAUGGCGUCUGUUGUCACACUAAUUAUUGAACCAAAUUGCCUAUAUUCGUCCAUAGGAAAUACGCAUCUCUAGUUAAUAUUGAUGUCGGGACUCUACUGCAAAUCGCCCAGCAAAAAAACGCCAAAACCAUGAAAAAAAUAAUUAAAAAAAAAAAUUAUUUCCGACCUACCGACCCUAAUUUUUUCACGAUAUGAAACCGGAACCACAGGUUUUUGUACGCCUAACAUUUUAUAACUAAACAUGAACUAUACUGUCAAGCCAGUUUCGCAUAUUUAGCCUCAGUAGAGACUGAGUCGUUCUGGCAAUUGAACUAUUCAUAGUAACACCAAACACUGUCCUAUUUCAUACCCAGGCGCUUUGCUUUGAUAACGUCAUUAAGGGCACUCGCCACGCGGGACAACACGCGAGCCAUAGCGGAUUGUCAACAUAAAGUAGACGUACACCAAAUUUGAAUCUGUCCAUUGGGCGAGAAUAACGUUCUACCAAUUGAUCUAUUCAUAACGUUCUACCAAUUGAUCUAUUCAUAAUAAAUCCAGCCCACGUUGACACAGUAUUUCUAGCAAUGGAACUGUUGAGUUUCUGUCAACUUCCGUUCAGCGACUUCCGUUGGACUUGUUUGCCCAACAAAACUCCCAACAACAAUAAGCCACCCCUAAAACGUGACUUAUAUGACUGUUUAUAGUAAAGAACACCCCAACACUCUAUUUAGCGCGUAACCCCAACACUCAGCUGUAAUCGCGCGUAAUUUAUGGCUGUUUUUCUUUAGGUGGAGUUGUUAUUCCAAUCUCCUGUUUCAGACAGUCAGCUAUGUGGUGGACGCUUUCUAGACGAGUCAGGCCAAUCCUUUGGUGUUAGUGGCUAUGAUUUAGCAGAAAUUGUUGUCUUUGGAAAAAAGUAGAACAGGAAUAUUUUGAACUGCUAUUGCUUCUGGCAUACAGCUUAGCAUUAAGACAGUGGAAAAUUUUAGAUACAGAUUAUUUAUUCUACCAGAAACCUGAAACUUCACUCUUUAAGAUGUGUUCAAAUCAGUCCAAGGCUGCCCAAUAUUGUGCAUGUCGGAUUAUCAGGAUGCUGCAUGGCGUAAUAAUUCCUAAAGUGUCUAUUGAAUAUAGUAAUAUCUUCUAGAAAAUAUCAUGUAAAAUUUAGAUAAACUAAAAAUGUACAUUAUGCAAAUGAUAAUUUAUUGUGAAUAUCGGCGAGAUUGUUUGGCAUCUCGUUCGAUAGAACUAUUAACAGUGAAAGAUUUUUGUAGAUGGAAAUUUCUGAGCGGAAACUUUUUCGCAGCUGUUCCUGAUCAGGUUUAAAAUUUUAUAUAAUCUUCCGUUCCAAAAAUUUCCAUUUACAAUACUACUGCUGAUGCAUGUACAAUACCCUAUUAUACACUGCUGAUGUAAAUAAACAGUUUCGCCUAAACAAUUAUGUCAGGACGUGUAUUUUUUAAUUACGGUAGCCACGGCACAGUAUACAGUCAACCCCCAUUUGGAACUGUAUAUUCGAAUUCAGCAAGAUUGGCG